UGAGCGUUGACUACAGGAGUGGUAUCAGCUUCUCUGCUCUGCAUCCGUUUUAAACACGUAUGAAAUGCCCCGUCCUGUGCCGUCUCUUCACACCGAGCUGCUUUUUCAGGUCCUCCGUUCACACACCAGCACACUCCAGAGCACAUGAUCUACUACGGUCAGUCAUCAUGCGAGCCAGACUUGGACCGCUACCUGGAGUCUCUGAAGUCUUUGUGGCGUCAACGGUCUCAGAGCAGAGAGAUCCCCAUUAUCAUCAACACAAUGGGCUGGGUCAAAGGAUUUGGAUUCCAGCUGUUGGUGGACAUAAUCCGCUUCCUCCCUGUCACACAUGUGGUCCAGCUUGGUCACAGUGGCAUCAUCCAGUGUCCCGCCUUCACUCCAGAGCUCCUGAGGACGACACACGGCUAUCAGACACACCCGCCUGCUCAGACUGCUCUAGAUGAGUUCAUAGAGAGCCACUGCCCCCCGAGAACCUUCUCUCACCUCAUUGUACAGUCAGAGUUUGAGGGUGUAGCUCGUCAAGGGACCGCGAAGCACCAGCGCAGCAAUGAACAACGAGAGUUGUCUUUGCUGGCCUACCUGAGUCAGCUUCAGUCUCCUGACCCGGGACCAGUCCAACCUCUACACAGCCUCACCCCAUACCAGGUUUCUAAUACAGCUGUGGCUUUAGGCGUGAUCCACUGUGACGUGACGCCCUCUCACAUGUUCUACGCUGCCAAUGCCAGUCUGGUGGGACUCUGCUGCCUGGCAGAGAAGGUAACAAGCAAAGGAGGUCCAGUCCUGCUGUCCCAGACACCCAUCUGUCCAUGCGUGGGCUUUGGUAUUCUUCGAGGAAUCGACACGGCACGAGGCCUGUACUUCUUGCUGACUCCCAUGGACCCCUCCACCCUCAGGAAGGUCAACUGCCUCCUUCUGGGGGCCAUUUCAUUGCCUUCAUGCAUCUUCACAGCGCAGCUGGGCUUUGGUGGAGAGAUGCCUUACAUCACCACAAACUACAGCUUUGAUCUCACUGGAGCAGGAAAGCUACGAGUUUUCAAGGGACUGGCGAGGCCCAGUCAGUUGGGAAGGCAGUGAUGUCUGCGACAGAUUACUAGCCUUGACAUUUCGUCACUGUGCUCAGGUCAAACCAGGAUGCGCUGGCACACCAAUGAUUCAGAACUGAAGCCGAGUUCACCGGAUAUUGACUCUGCAGGAGGAGACGGCUGCUGUGUUAUCAGACGUCCAUUUUGACAACCCCAGGUGCUGUUGUAAUGGGUUUGUAGGCUUCCACUGUAUUCUGCACUGGGAAGGAGUUUUGUCUCAUGGACAGUGAUAUCAUGCCAUGGCUUGUGUGCAAAGCUUCUGCUGGACGUCUCUGUUCAUCUCAUUACACCAGUAAAACCCUGCCAGGUAUUAAACAGCAAAACUUUUAUUUGGACUGCUUUGUUGUUGUUGUUUUUGUUCUAGUCACUUGUGUUUUAGGAUCAAGUAAGUAAAAAUGGAGCAGGCUGGAGUUGUGGACAAGUUUUAUAUUUUUCUGUGAAUCAAGUUGGUGAGUUUUCAGUCACUUUUUUUUUUCCAGUACUGUUUACACACCAGUCAAAAGCUGUAAAGGAAAAUUUCAGAUUCAGGACCAACAGUGGAUUCAUGAGAUUCUUGUUUCUGGUUUUCCACGCUGACCUUUGUGAGAGUGAAGAAAAAAAAUCAAAUAAAA
Molecule: messenger RNA, 1693 nt
Organism: Nematolebias whitei (Rio pearlfish)
Lineage: Eukaryota; Metazoa; Chordata; Actinopteri; Cyprinodontiformes; Rivulidae
Product: polynucleotide 5'-hydroxyl-kinase NOL9
Exons: 6
Coding region: 145-1074 (309 amino acids)
Biological process (GO): cleavage in ITS2 between 5.8S rRNA and LSU-rRNA of tricistronic rRNA transcript (SSU-rRNA, 5.8S rRNA, LSU-rRNA)
Cellular component (GO): nucleus
Molecular function (GO): polynucleotide 5'-hydroxyl-kinase activity
Source: RefSeq, a predicted model, not a curated record